Heteronotia binoei (common prickly gecko) is the source of this 1877-nucleotide messenger RNA. RefSeq names its product protoporphyrinogen oxidase (gene PPOX). The transcript has 13 exons. Gene Ontology annotation, biological process: heme biosynthetic process. Gene Ontology annotation, cellular component: mitochondrial inner membrane. NCBI's taxonomy places the organism in Eukaryota, Metazoa, Chordata, Lepidosauria, Squamata, Gekkonidae. Bases 129 to 1559 code for a protein of 476 amino acids. The record is from RefSeq and is a predicted model, not a curated record. Gene Ontology annotation, molecular function: protoporphyrinogen oxidase activity, oxygen as acceptor.
GGGGGAGGGGGGGGGAGACUGCGAGUUACGAUGCGUGCAUGGACUCGGUUCACGUGUGAAUGCAGCCCUAAGCGGCGAUCGAGGCGGUAUUAAUGUAGUUCUGGCCUGAUCGUGCUGUAAGGCUCCCAAUGCAGCGGACGGUGGCUGUCCUUGGUGGUGGGGUGAGCGGCCUGGCUGCCUGCUACUACUUGGUCAGAAGCCCCCAGGCACCCAAGGUCAUUCUCCUGGAAGGCAGCAGCCGUCUCGGGGGCUGGAUCCAUUCCACGUGCACAGAGGAGGGGGCAGUUUUUGAGCAUGGGCCUAGAGGGAUCCGUCCUGCCGGAGCGGUGGGGAAAAACACCCUACUGAUGGUUUCUGAACUUGGCCUCGAAGCAGAAGUCCUUCCCGUCUGUGGUGACCACCCGGCCUCCAAGAACCGGUACCUCUACGUUGGGGGAUCCCUGCACAAACUCCCUUCUGGCAUUGGUGGCAUUCUCCGGACGGUCCCGCCUUUUUCUCGUCCCCUGAUCUGGAGUGGGCUGAAAGAUCUGACGGCCCCUCGUGGCUCCAAGACGGACGAGAGCAUUCACACCUUCGUGGAGCGCCGCUUCGGCCAACAGCUGGCUGACAUUGUCAUCGACUGCCUUUGCCGAGGGGUGUUUGCCGGAGACUGUCGGACGCUGAGCAUGCGCUCCUGUUUCCCAGUUUUGUUCCAGGCGGAACAGACGCACCGUUCAGUCAUCUUAGGCAUGGCUCUUGGUGGAGGAGAAAGCAUCCCCGUGGAAUCCCCGCUGAUUCACAGGGCCCAGAAGGAGCGCUGGAGCCAGUGGUCGCUGCGCCGUGGGAUGGAGGUCCUCCCUGAAGCCUUGGCGGACUUCUUGAAGCGUCGUGGGGUGGAGAUCCACCAAGAUGCCUCCGUUAAGCAGCUAGAGAAAACUGCAGCUGGCGGCUGGCAGAUCGCCUUGGAGGAUGGUGUCGUGGAAGCCGACCAUGUGAUCAGCGCAUUGCCCGCCAAAGCUCUCGCUGCAUCUCUCCCAACCUGGGCUGAGCCGCUGAGCCAAGAGCUGCGCGCCAUCCCGGCAGUGUCAGUGGGGGUCGUGAACCUGCAGUACAAUGGGGUGGAGCUUCCUGUCAUGGGCUUUGGACACCUGGUACCGUCCUUCGAAGACAGCAGCCUCCUGGGCAUCGUUUACGAUUCCGUCGCCUUCCCUGAACAGGACGGAUCCGGCGGCCCUGCUGUUCGACUUACGGUGAUGCUGGGUGGUGCGUGGUUCACACCCAGCCUGGGUGACCCAGACACCAUCUCGGAUGCCACUCUGGUGAGAAGAGCCCAGUUGGCCGUGAAGGAACAGCUAGGGGUGUCCGCUGAGCCAUCUCGCACGAUUGUCAAGGUGCACAAGGCCUGCAUUCCACAGUAUAAUCUUGGUCACUGGAAACAUAUAGAAGCCAUCACUGCUUACCUAGAUCAGAAGAAGCUGCCCCUCAGCCUGGUUGGAGCCUCUUACGAGGGGGUCUCUGUCAACGAUUGCAUCUUCAGUGCCCGAAAGGCUGUGACCAAACUUCUCGGCAAGCCAUCCUGAGAGGCGGGGAACCAUCUUUUCCUCAGCUUUGGGACUCUUGUGCCAAAUUACUCUCUCCUUCAGUUGCCACCAGGCUGGCUUCUGUGAGGCAAACUUCCCCAUUCAGGGAAAUUGUGGAUUUCUGUCAUUGGGCCUGGAAGGCUUGUAUUUCAAAAGAACUGUUCAGAGGUGACUCUGAAUGCUGCUUCUCCCGCUUCUUCGGAACAGAAGUGUACUUAUGGGGUAGGGAGGAACAUAGCCUACACCUCCCCAAGCCCCACGACAGACCUUGCCUUCCUGUUGUACAUCUCUAUCCCAUAACUAAAAUUCUGGGCUGUC